Messenger RNA from Lucilia cuprina (Australian sheep blowfly), 984 nucleotides. Its product is annotated as putative nuclease HARBI1. The transcript has 2 exons. The record is from RefSeq and is a predicted model, not a curated record. Lineage: Eukaryota; Metazoa; Arthropoda; Insecta; Diptera; Calliphoridae. The coding region runs from base 1 to 984 and encodes 327 amino acids.
AUGGAAGAGGAAUUUGAAGAGAUUCAGCCUCAAGAAAAUGCUGAGAGAAUCUAUAAAAAUAGACCAAACUUCCUUGAGGAUAUGGAUGAAGAUAAUUUUAGAAAGAGUGAUAAUGUGGUUAAUCUUUUUUUUCAAAGAAAUUUUGCAUUAUCACCAGAAACCAAACUUUUGUUAGCUCUGCGUUUUUACGCUAGUGGUAGUUUUUUAAUAACUGUGGCCGAUUUUUGUGGACUGAGUAUAUCAUCAGCAGGUCGAGCAGUUAAAGAUGUUUCACAAGCAAUUGCUUCACUAUCUAGCGAAUUUAUUAAAUUCGAUGCUAUGCAAAAAAAUAUUAAUGAGUUUUAUAAAACUGCAAAAUUUCCGAAAGUAAUUGGUGCGAUCGAUUGUACUCACGUGCGCAUACAAUCUCCUGGUGGUGAUAAUGCAGAACUUUAUCGAAAUCGAAAAGGAUAUUUUUCCAUUAACGUUCAGGCUGUGUGCAAUAAUGAACUUAUUUUUCAAGAUAUUGUAGCAAGGUGGCCCGGAUCUUCCCAUGAUAGCACAAUAUUUAAUAACAGCCGUUUAAAAUUUAGACUUGAGAAUAAAGAAUUUAAAAACACCUAUAUUUUGGGUGAUAGUGGUUACAAGGUAUGUGACUAUAUGAUGACACCUCUGCUUAACCCUAUAACAAAUUGUGAAAAGUUGUAUAACGAGUCACAAAUAAGAACUCGUAACGUUGUUGAAAGAUGUUUUGGAGUAUGGAAACGUCGAUUUCCAGUUUUAUCAAUAGGGAUGCGAAUAGCUGUUAACACUGCAAUGACUGUUAUCGUUGCCUGUGCUGUACUUCACAAUAUAAGUACUCAACGAAAAGAACCCCUUCCACUUGAAGAACAACCCGACAUUAUUAAUGAAAUUAUUGAAAAUGAUAACGAAGUUCAUGAAAAUGCAAAUAAUAGAAAUUCAAAUGCCAGAACCGUUUUAAUAAACAGUUAUUUUGCAAGGUAG